UUUUUCCGCCAUGGCCCAUGAAUUUAUGGGUUCUUUUCAUUAAUAUUAUAAAUAGGGGUCUGUGUUGUCGAACUCCAAAGCGUAACCACGUCACAAAUUCGCUCUGGUUUUCUUGAAUGCUCGCCGAGACUUGUACAAAGCAACCAGCAAACGCAGCUGAGUGAGGCUCCAAAAUUCGAUCAUGGCCGACCCUAAACCUAAGCUAGCUCGUAUGCCCAGCAUUAGAGAGCGUGUCGAGGACACCCUCUCUGCUCAUCGCAAUGAACUCGUUUCUCUUCUUUCCAGGUAUGUGGCGCAAGGAAAAGGAAUUUUGCAACCGCAUCACUUGAUCGAUGAGGUGGACAAUGUCAUUAGCGAUGACCAAGCAAGGCUGAAGCUCAGUGACGGUCCGUUUGGAGAAGUCAUAAGAUCCGCACAGGAAGCGAUUGUCCUGCCUCCAUUUGUGGCUAUAGCUGUUCGGCCAAGACCUGGUGUUUGGGAAUAUGUUCGUGUUAAUGUCUAUGAGCUCAGUGUUGAACAAUUGAGUGUUUCUGAAUAUCUUCAUUUCAAAGAAGAACUUGUUGAUGGGGAGACUAGCGAUAAUUUUGUACUUGAGCUCGAUUUUGAGCCAUUCAAUGCAAGUUUUCCUCGCCCCACCCGAUCUUCAUCCAUUGGCAAUGGUGUUCAAUUCCUUAACCGCCACCUUUCUUCAAGGAUGUUUCGUAGCAAAGACUCCUUGGAACCAUUACUUGAUUUCCUUCGAGCACACAAAUAUAAAGGACAUGCGUUAAUGUUGAAUGAUCGUAUACCAAGCAUAUCCCGACUUCAGUCUGCUUUAUCCAAGGCUGAGGAUUAUCUUUCUAAGCUUUCACCUCAGACACCGUAUUCUGAGUUUGAAUAUUCACUACAAGGAAUGGGUUUUGAGAAAGGUUGGGGAGAUACUGCAGCACGGGUGUUGGAGAUGAUGCAUCUUCUCUCAGAUAUCCUUCAGGCUCCUGAUCCUUCAAUAUUGGAGACAUUCCUUGGAAGAGUACCUAUGGUAUUUAAUGUUGUUAUUUUGUCUCCACAUGGAUACUUUGGGCAAGCAAAUGUUUUAGGUUUGCCUGACACUGGUGGGCAGGUUGUUUAUAUACUGGAUCAAGUACGUGCUCUGGAAAGCGAGAUGCUUCUUAGAAUUCAGAAGCAAGGAUUGGAUAUUACUCCUCGAAUUCUAAUUGUUACCAGGUUAAUACCUGAUGCAAAAGGGACUACAUGCAAUCAACGUCUAGAAAGGGUCAGUGGAACAGAAUACACACAUAUUUUGCGAGUUCCUUUCAGAUCAGAGAAAGGAAUUCUUCGUAAGUGGAUCUCAAGGUUUGAUGUAUGGCCUUAUCUAGAGACCUUUGCAGAGGAUGCAGCUAGUGAAAUUGCUGCUGAGUUGCAGGCAUUUCCUGAUUUUAUAAUUGGAAACUACAGUGAUGGCAAUCUUGUUGCAUCUUUGUUGGCUUAUAAAAUGGGAGUUACUCAGUGCACCAUUGCACAUGCAUUGGAGAAAACAAAAUAUCCAGAUUCAGAUAUAUACUGGAAAAAAUUCGAGGAUAAAUACCACUUCUCAUGUCAAUUCACUGCUGACCUAAUAGCCAUGAAUAAUGCAGAUUUUAUAAUCACCAGCACAUAUCAAGAGAUUGCAGGAACGAAGAAUACUGUUGGACAGUAUGAGAGCCACUCAGCCUUCACUCUUCCUGGCCUCUAUCGAGUUGUUCAUGGUAUCGAUGUUUUUGAUCCAAAGUUCAAUAUUGUAUCUCCUGGAGCAGAUAUGUGCAUUUAUUUCCCUUACUCUGAGAAGCAGAAAAGACUUACCGCACUACAUGGUUCCAUAGAAAAAAUGCUAUAUGGUUCCGAGCAGAACGAUGAAUAUAUUGGCUUAUUGAGUGAUCAAUCCAAGCCCAUAAUCUUUUCCAUGGCAAGGCUGGAUAGGGUGAAGAAUAUAACAGGGUUGGUUGAGUGCUAUGCUAAGAAUGGAAAACUGAGGGAACUAGCAAACCUCGUUGUUGUAGCUGGCUACAAUGAUGUGAAGAAGUCAAAAGACAGAGAAGAAAUUGCAGAAAUUGAGAAGAUGCAUGACCUUAUUAAGAUGUACAACUUACAUGGUCAUUUUCGGUGGAUAUCAGCCCAAACUAACCGAGCACGUAAUGGUGAACUGUAUCGUUACAUAGCUGACACAAAAGGUGUUUUUGUCCAGCCUGCUUUCUAUGAAGCCUUUGGACUCACUGUCGUGGAGGCCAUGACAUGUGGCCUUCCAACAUUUGCCACUUGCCAUGGUGGACCUGCUGAGAUUAUCGAGGAUGGCAUUUCUGGAUUCCAUAUUGAUCCUUACCAUCCUGAUCAUACUUCUCAACUUCUGGUAGAAUUCUAUGAAAAGUGCAAGGAGGAUCCUAGCUACUGGAAUAAAAUCUCAGAAGCAGGCCUUCAAAGAAUAUAUGAAAGGUAUACAUGGAAGAUUUACUCUGAAAGGCUAAUGACUUUGGCGGGUGUAUAUGGUUUCUGGAAAUAUGUUUCAAAGCUUGAGAGGCGUGAGACCCGAAGAUAUCUUGAGAUGUUCUAUAUUCUUAAAUUCCGUGAUUUGGCAAAGUCUGUUCCUCAUGUAAGUGAAGAUCCACAUUAAAGCUAUGAAAAGUAUCCAGCUGUGUUGCUCAUAAGCCCGAGACUUCACAUGGUAAUAGGAGCAUAUACAUAAAUAAAAUUUUGCUUGUAUGGGUAUAGAAAUCCAUCUUUCUUUGUUGUAUGGGUGUGAGCUGUGACUUGUGAAGCCCCUUUUUCAUAUUAAAUACCAGAAAUAAGAUUCAUCCAGGCUGAUCUGAGUGUAUAUUUUUUCCCUUUAAAAAUUCCAUCCCUUCCAUGUAAAACUAACAAAAAUGUUAAAAAAACCUUGCUGAUGGUGCAUACUUCCAUCAAUCUUGGACUGCUGUUUUGCCGAAUCACAUGAAUUUCAUUAUUUUCUAUGGUAA
This is a messenger RNA of Ziziphus jujuba (common jujube), 2966 nucleotides long. Its product is annotated as sucrose synthase 2. NCBI's taxonomy places the organism in Eukaryota, Viridiplantae, Streptophyta, Magnoliopsida, Rosales, Rhamnaceae. Gene Ontology annotation, biological process: sucrose metabolic process. The transcript is spliced from 15 exons. The record is from RefSeq and is a predicted model, not a curated record. The coding region runs from base 182 to 2623 and encodes 813 amino acids. Gene Ontology annotation, molecular function: sucrose synthase activity.